AUGCUUCCUCUGCUGUCGCUGUAUGUGGGAGCCCUGUUGUCUUUAGAUGCAUCCCCAGCCUGCACACAGCCUCCCUGCAGGGACAGUCUGGUGGCUGCACCAAUCCCGCCCGGGACAGGAGCAGGAGUGGGUACCGCGGCCUGUGAGGGUCAGACUGGGACAACAGCCUGCAGGAUAGGGGUUUCACUUUCAGCCAUCUCAGACGCACCUCAGAGGGUGGAGCACAGGCAUGAUUUCCCCCAGGUUCAGCCUAAGACUGGAGGUGUCAAAGAACGUCUAGUUCAGCUGCAGCGCUGCAUGCGCUCUAUCCAGGAAACAGGAGGCCCCUGGAAUCAUGGGGGCCAGGAGAGCAACUCUCUAGGGGCCAUCCUGGCACUGAUGGCAGCUGUGCUGACAGAGUGUGACCUCCACUGUCAUAGCCAGGCCCUUGGAGCGAUGGCCAAACGACUUGAGAGUGCAGCUGUGGGAAGAGAGGGGGAGAAAGACCUGCUGCUUUUCCUGAAGAGCAUCACACAAUACCCACCCACAGUCGCCCCCUUGGAGAAGUUACAUCCUCAGGAUUGUGCGGAGAUUUACAGGCUCGGCAUCAAAGAGAAUGGAAUCUACACCAUCCAGCCUGACCUGCACAGGCCAGCACUGGAGGCUAAAUGUGACAUGGAGACGGCGGGCGGUGGUUGGACGGUGAUCCAGAAUCGGCAGGACGGUUCGCUGGACUUCAACAGGACAUGGCAAGAAUACCGGGAGGGCUUUGGAAGUCCACAGGGAGAGCACUGGUUGGGGAACGCGGCGCUGUACGCCCUCACCUCCUCUGGCCAACACCAACUCCGAAUCGAGCUGGAGGACUGGCACCAACAGAGACGCCAUGCUACCUACAACAAUUUCAAAGUAGCCUCAGAGGCACAGAGGUAUCGUCUGACAGCACGUGAGUACUCUGGAGAUGCAGGCAAUGCCUUGAGCUACAGCAAACGUUACAACCACGACGGCAGAUCCUUCAGCACUGCUGACCGAGACCACGACCGCUAUGCAGCUGGAAACUGUGGUCACUACUACGGUGCAGGCUGGUGGUUUGAUGCCUGCCUUGCAGCUAACCUGAACGGACAAUACUACCGUGGGCGCUACAGUGGGGUGACUAACGGUAUCUACUGGGGGACAUGGUACAUCCUGACAGACGGACGAACAGGAGAACGCUACUCCUUCAAGAGGGUGGAGAUGAAAACAAGACCCAGGAACUUUGUGGGGACAUCCUAA
Messenger RNA from Seriola dumerili (greater amberjack), 1248 nucleotides. RefSeq names its product fibroleukin-like. Lineage: Eukaryota; Metazoa; Chordata; Actinopteri; Carangiformes; Carangidae. The record is from RefSeq and is a predicted model, not a curated record. Bases 1 to 1248 code for a protein of 415 amino acids. The transcript is spliced from 6 exons.